Messenger RNA from Pseudomassariella vexata, 1039 nucleotides. RefSeq lists its product as uncharacterized. Lineage: Eukaryota; Fungi; Ascomycota; Sordariomycetes; Amphisphaeriales; Pseudomassariaceae. The record is from RefSeq and is a predicted model, not a curated record. Bases 264 to 887 code for a protein of 207 amino acids. The transcript is spliced from 2 exons.
AGAAUAAGUGCCAUUUUACUGCAUUCACUUGCAGCUUGCAAUUCACAAGCUGCUCUAGCCGCAAACCACCCACCACAAUUGUUCUGGGGUGGCCGAGAAUCGGCAAAGACCUGAGGAAUCCUUGUUGAACUAGCCGAUAGAUGUUACAAGACUGGCCCCACCCACCCACUAUCGAUAACGACUUCAACAUUUGGACAUUGCCAAACUCAUCAAUAACAAAUUUGAGAUCAACAACCCUUAAUACGUGAGACAUAGCAUUCGACAUGGCACCAAAACGACCUCUAGAAGGCGAAACCAACCCAGGGUCGGCCCCUGUGGUCAAGAAGGCCCGCGGCUUCAAAGUUGGACCAGACAACCUGCCAGAUGGCCCCUGGCGGCGGAAAGUCGUCAAGGUCAAGAAGAACCUGAUUGAAAAGGCCAAGCUGAAGAAAUCAUACGCCAAAAUCAAGGCCUCGGAGCAGUCAUCCGCUCCAAAAGAGCCAUCAGCCGAGGAAGCAGGCGCGCCCGAGCCGGCCAUUCACCCAGAACGCCAAGCUAUGCUGGAAGAAGAGCCCGAGCCGGAGGCAGCUCCGUCUCAGAGAGGAGACAAGCCAGCCUCGGACCGCGAACGCCGCCCUCGCAGGCCAAGGCAGCCGCGCAAGCCAGGGUACUUCGACAAGGCACUCGAAGAAGGCGAGCGCGUCAAGGCCGAGGCCGAGGCGCGCGAGAACGAGUUUCAGAGGCGGCUUGCGGAGCGCAAUUACAGGGCUGCGGAUCGGGAAAGGUUCCAAAGGGAGCUGAAGAAAGCCAGGACGCCGGGGAGGGAUGGGCAGCGGAAGCUGGGGCGCGAGGGCGGGUUAAUGUUGGAGAAGAUUAAGAGGAUGCAGCAACAGGGAAAGUUAAGGUGAACGAUGAAAAGUUGUUUUGAUCGACGCAAAAUUUGGAAAAGGCAUUGUGCUAUGGCACCCAUGUGAACUCUGAGAUGUGGGAAUGAACUGCCCAACCUUCAUUGAUACCCAGCAAAAUUCCGCUAUGAACAGGUUUAUCUUACCGCGACUCC